Rhipicephalus sanguineus (brown dog tick) is the source of this 461-nucleotide messenger RNA. It is a transcript of the gene SmF, whose product is annotated as small nuclear ribonucleoprotein F. The record is from RefSeq and is a predicted model, not a curated record. The transcript has a single exon. Gene Ontology annotation, biological process: mRNA splicing, via spliceosome; spliceosomal snRNP assembly. Gene Ontology annotation, molecular function: RNA binding. Lineage: Eukaryota; Metazoa; Arthropoda; Arachnida; Ixodida; Ixodidae. The coding region runs from base 112 to 375 and encodes 87 amino acids. Gene Ontology annotation, cellular component: U1 snRNP; catalytic step 2 spliceosome.
CGGCAUUUCGUUCGACGCGCGUUGUAGCGGUUGUAGCCAAGUUGUAGCGUCGUUCUUUGUGCGCUUGACUACGUUGUUGUCAAGUUCCUCGUUGGAGAAGGCACCUGUGCGAUGGCAUCGUUGCCGCUUAACCCGAAGCCCUUCCUGAACAGCCUGACGGGCAAGCCCGUGAUGGUGAAGCUGAAGUGGGGCAUGGAGUACAAGGGCUACCUGGUCUCCGUGGACGGCUACAUGAACCUGCAGCUGGCCAACACCGAGGAGUACAUCGACGGCAACUGCACCGGCAAUCUGGGCGAGGUGCUGCUCAGGUGCAACAACGUCCUUUACGUCAGGGGUGUCGAAGAAGAAGAGGAAGACGGCGAGAUGAAGGACUGAGUGCUGUCACGCGACGCCCUUCAUCGUGUACAGCCCCUGUUCAUUCUAUUCACCCACUGUGUGGCCAUAAAUAUUCUGUUCAUACU